Molecule: messenger RNA, 1893 nt
Organism: Brenthis ino (lesser marbled fritillary)
Lineage: Eukaryota; Metazoa; Arthropoda; Insecta; Lepidoptera; Nymphalidae
Source: the annotation of a GenBank genome assembly
AUGAGCGCGAUAGUGAACGUGGCCGCCGACGUGAUAUCGGGCACGGCCAUCGCCGCUGCAGGUACGCAGGUGGCAUGGUUCAUUCCGAUGUUGGUGGCGGCAAUAGCGUAUUACCAGUUCGAUCAGACCGACCCUGAGGGAAGACCCACAGAUAUACCGGACUCCAACAUGUUACCCGAAUACGAUUUCAUCAUAGUUGGUGCUGGAUCCGCUGGAGCAGUAGUCGCGAAUCGUCUUUCUGAAAUCGGUUAUUGGAAUGUGCUUCUUUUGGAAGCUGGUGGAGACGAAACAGAAAUCUCAGAUGUCCCUUUAUUGGCGGGAUAUCUACAACUAAGUAAAUUGGAUUGGAAAUACAAGACGGAACCUCAAGGAACUAGUUGUUUAGCUAUGGAAGAGGGACGAUGCAACUGGCCACGUGGAAAAGUUCUGGGUGGAAGUUCUGUACUUAACUACAUGUUAUAUUUAAGAGGGAAUAAAAAAGACUACGACAUUUGGGAAUCUCAAGGAAACAAAGGAUGGGGAUAUAAAGAUGUGUUAUAUUAUUUUAAAAAAUCCGAAGACAACCAAAAUCCAUAUUUGGCCAGAACUCCGUAUCACAGUACCGGUGGCUAUCUGACUGUUUCAGAAGCACCAUUUAGAACACCACUUGUGUCUAGUUUCAUAGAUGCUGGUUUAGAAAUGGGUUAUGUUAAUAGGGAUAUAAAUGGUGAAAAUCAAACUGGAUUUAUGGUAGCUCAAGGAACAUUAAGGCGUGGAAGUCGAUGUUCAACUUCAAAAGCUUUCUUAAGACCCGCUAAAGAUCGUAAAAACCUUCACAUCUCUAUGAACUCUUUUGUGACUAAAGUGAUGUUAGAUCCAAGAACAAGAAUAGCUUUCGGUGUGGAGUUUAUUAAGAAUAAAAUGAUAUAUCGUAUAAGGGCUCGCAAAGAAGUAAUAUUAUCCGGCGGAACGAUUAACUCUGCUCAGUUAUUAUUACUUUCGGGGAUAGGUCCAGCAGAAGAGUUGGCAAAACACCGUAUUCCCUUGAUUCAAAAUCUUCAAGUAGGAAAAAAUUUGCAAGAUCAUAUUGGUUUAGGUGGAUUAGCCUUUAUGAUAAAUAAACCAAUAUCGAUUAUAGAAAAUAGACUGCAUACCGUAAGCACUUUAAUGGAGUACGCAGUAAUGGGUGAAGGUCCGCUAACAAUAAUGGGUGGCGUUGAGGGCUUGGCUUUCGUAAAUACUAAAUAUGUAAACGCAUCCGAUGAUUUUCCGGAUAUAGAAUUUCAUUUUAUAUCUGGAGCGACGAAUUCGGAUGGUGGUGGACAGUUGAGAAAAAUACAUGGUUUAACUGAGAAAUUUUACAAUGCAGUAUUCCAGCCUAUGAAUAACGUAGAUGUUUGGAGUAUAAUACCAAUGCUAUUAAGACCGAAAAGCAAAGGUUAUAUUCAACUACGAAGUGCAAAUCCAUACGAUUAUCCAUAUAUUUAUCCAAAUUAUUUGACUGAAGAAAUGGAUGUAAAAACAUUAAUAGAAGGAGUAAAAAUUGCCUUCGCAGUUUCUAGGACUAAAGCGUUUCAAAAGCACGCAUCAUUAUUUAAUAAUCACAUUUUUCCCGCGUGUAGACAUAUACAAAAAUUUUCAGACCCCUUUUGGGAGUGUAUGAUAAGACAAUAUACAUGUACGAUAUAUCAUCCAGUUGGAACUGUGAAAAUGGGACCUUAUUGGGAUCCAGAAGCUGUUGUCGAUCACGAACUGAAAAUUUAUGGAGUUCGAGGACUGAGAGUUAUAGACGGCAGUAUAAUGCCUAAUUUAAUUAGUGGCAAUACUAACGCUCCUAUAAUCAUGAUCGGAGAGAAAGGCAGUGAUAUGAUAAAAGAGUUUUGGUUAAAAAGACGAAUGUCCAGAUAUUACGCC